This is a messenger RNA of Vitis riparia (riverbank grape), 881 nucleotides long. RefSeq names its product mitogen-activated protein kinase kinase kinase 1-like. The transcript has 7 exons. The record is from RefSeq and is a predicted model, not a curated record. Bases 415 to 774 code for a protein of 119 amino acids. NCBI's taxonomy places the organism in Eukaryota, Viridiplantae, Streptophyta, Magnoliopsida, Vitales, Vitaceae. Gene Ontology annotation, molecular function: ATP binding; protein kinase activity. Gene Ontology annotation, biological process: protein phosphorylation.
AAACAAAUCAAAUUACCGAAAAAACAUUUUUGGCUGAUGGACGCUUUUUUGCUGUGAAGGAGGUUUUGUUGACUGAUCAAGGACGGGCGGGCAGCAAAGUAUUGAUCAACUUCAACAGGUUAGAAGGAUGAAAGGAGAUCUCUCUUUCGAGUCAGUUCCAACAUAAGCACAUUGUUCAAUAUUAUGGCACAUUCAAGGACAAGACCAAACUUUAUAUCUUUCUUGAGCUUGCAACUGAAGGUUCACUUUUAAAUCUCUAUCAAAAGCAUAAACUGUCAGACUCCCAAGCCUCUAAAUACACAAGGCAGAUUGUGAAAGGUUUGAAUUAUCUACAUGAGCAUAAUGUAGUUCACAGACUGCUUGGUGAAGUGAAAAGUUCAACACUCCCACCUGCCCUCUUCCAGGAAAAGAAAAAUGGAAAAACCAAAAACAAAAAGAAGAGUUAGGAGCCUGGAUGUUAAACAUGGUCAUUGUCUGAUAACUAAGAUGAAACUACCCAAAGCCUUGGGAUAUCUGGUGGAUGUAAAUGGAACCGUGAAACUUGUGGAUUUUGGAUUGGCAAAGUUUUGCAAAUUGAACGACAUAAAAUCUUUUAAAGGGACUGCAUUCCGGAUGGCCCCUGAGGUCAUUAAUGAGGACAAACGAGAGAACGAUGGUUAUGGGUUUGCAGCUGAUAUAUGGAGCCUCGGCUGCACUGUAUUAGAGAUGUUAACUUGGCAACAUCCAUAUCCCGAAUUGGAGCCGGUAUGUAUAAGCUUCAAUGGAAACAAAUAAUCAUUCCAACAUUACAUUCUUAUAUGCAUCCAAACAUAAGAAUUGGAAUCACCAAAUCUAUUUCUAUUCAAGAAGAUAUAGGAGUGAAAACAAAGUUUUUAUUCUCA